Colossoma macropomum (tambaqui) is the source of this 2123-nucleotide messenger RNA. It is a transcript of the gene naa40, whose product is annotated as N-alpha-acetyltransferase 40, NatD catalytic subunit. Gene Ontology annotation, cellular component: nucleus. The transcript is spliced from 8 exons. The record is from RefSeq and is a predicted model, not a curated record. Gene Ontology annotation, molecular function: histone H2A acetyltransferase activity; histone H4 acetyltransferase activity; protein N-terminal-serine acetyltransferase activity. NCBI's taxonomy places the organism in Eukaryota, Metazoa, Chordata, Actinopteri, Characiformes, Serrasalmidae. The coding region runs from base 393 to 1109 and encodes 238 amino acids.
GUGUGUGUGUGUGUGUGUGUGUGAGAGAGAGAGAGAGAGAGAGAAGGAGAGAGAGAGAUAGAAGGAAAAGGAAGAAAGAGCAGAGCAUAAUUAUCUCCGCUGUUUGGCGCCAAUCUGCCAGAGAAAGAAAAGGCCAAUAAAGGAGAAUGCUGAUACCGUGUGUUUGUAUUCGGUCGCGGUGUUGAGUUAGCCGGGCUCUCUGUUCGAGCGUAGCUCGUUGUUUUGUUACUGUGGGCUAGUUAGCUUGCUCGUUAGCUAACUAGCAUUUUACCAUCCUGUGCAUCAAAGCCCGUCUCCUCUUCAGACACGGGUUUCUAGCGAGCCAACUUCCUAAGGCAGUUGGUAGCACAUAGCCUAAGUUUCUCCAAGGCGGUUGUUUUAAAGUCUGCGAAAUGGGGAGAAAGUCAAAUAGAGCAAAAGAGAAGAAGCAGAGAAGGCUUGAAGAAAGGGCAGCCAUGGAUGCUGUGUGUGCUAAAGUGGAUGCAGCCAAUAAGCUUGAUGACCCUCUGGCUGCUUUUCCAGUGUUCAAGAAGUACGAUAGACGUGGGUUAAAUCUGGAUAUUGAGUGCAAGCGGGUGUCCGCACUGUCUCCCAUCACUGUGGAGUGGGCCUAUGAGCUGACCAGAGCCAACAUGCAGACGCUAUAUGAACAGAGUGAGUGGGGGUGGAAGGAGCGGGAGAAGAGGGAGGAGAUGAAGGACGAGAGGGCGUGGUAUCUCCUGGCACGCGAUGCUGAAUCCACACCUGUUGCUUUCUCUCAUUUUCGUUUUGACGUUGAAUGCGGUGACGAAGUGUUAUAUUGCUAUGAAGUCCAGUUGGAGAGCAAGGUCAGACGGAAAGGUUUGGGGAAGUUUCUCAUCCAAAUUCUACAGCUCAUCGCCAACAGUACACAGAUGAAGAAGGUCAUGCUGACAGUAUUCAAACACAACCAUGGGGCCUACCAGUUCUUUCGGGAGGCCUUACAAUUUGAGAUCGACGACACUUCGCCCAGUAUGUCUGGUUGCUGUGGAGACGACUGUUCCUAUGAGAUUCUGAGUCGACGAACAAAAUACGGCGAGUCCUCAGGUCACGCGCAUGCUGGCAGCCACUGUGGAGGCUGCUGCCAUUAGGUGCACCCUUCCUCCUUUGUUACAGAAACACUCCUCAUCCUACACUUCAAUCAGCAAUCACCUCUUUGCCCCAAGUUACCUCCAUAUAAAACGCCCUUAAGCCUAGUUCAGUCACUCUCUUUGCAAGAGUGCAGGAUGCCGGACAAGAGCUUGUCAGAGUGCCUCUGAUAUUGGGUUGGUGUCAGUCAAGCAAGCGUUUAGGAAAGUGUUCUUUCAUGUUAUCAUGAGCGUUCCCAUUUGCUGUCAGAUUUUGAGGUGAAAAGUUUUCAGUAGGUUAUAGUUUAUAAGGUACUUGAGAAAGAAAUAAAAAAUACAUUUUAGAUGCGUGAUCAAAUCAUUUCAGAUGUUCAGAUGUUUUAUUUGCAUUUAAUUCGGAUCACGAACCUUGCAAAAAAAGUUUUUAUAUAAUUUAAGUAUAAAUCAGUCAUACCAGAGACUGUUCUAACAGUCAGUUUUGGGUUUGUAAGGCCAUGAUUGCUUUACUUUUCUACCUCUGUGUUGGCCAUGAUUUUAUUAGUUUUUCUUUGAAUCAAUGUGAAAAAGUGCAGCAUUUGUAAAAGGAGGUGCUCUGUGGAGGCUCUGCGCUCUAUAGUGGAGAAUGAGAAUUUGUAUGUCUUUUUAGAUACAUGAUACAAAUGGUGCUCCUAAGUCAUUCUAAAGAUGUAUGAAUGAGGCGUAGUGAAGUUACGGCUGUGGAGUGAUGACUGAACUUGGCCUUAGAUUAGAUCUCUCAAAGCAGUGGCAUCUAUGAAGGUUCCUCCUUGCACUUGUUCUUAGUUUUAGCCUGAAAUUGGAGGUACAAGAACUGUGUUUCAUCUUCUGUUUCAUUAAGAACAACAGAGAUGGCAGUAAAGGCUACUGUGACAGCUCUGUGUAAUGACCUCUUCUCACCUCAGGAACAAGCAUGGUAAGUUUGUUCUUAGAUCAGCACAUCCUGUUCUGAUAAUCACAACAAGACUCAAGGCUGCACUUUACGCUUUUCAGCCUGCAGGUUGCUGCCUCCCAGGCUGCCGA